Messenger RNA from Homo sapiens (human), 3637 nucleotides. RefSeq lists its product as uncharacterized. Bases 2165 to 2683 code for a protein of 172 amino acids. The transcript has 2 exons. NCBI's taxonomy places the organism in Eukaryota, Metazoa, Chordata, Mammalia, Primates, Hominidae. The record is from RefSeq and is a predicted model, not a curated record.
GUUCGUACCCGGUCCGGGUCGGCUGGGCUGCCCGCCGCUCCGCGCGCCCGGGCGGUCGCAGGUCGCGCCUGCUUUGGCCCCGGCGGGUUCGGCAUCCGAGCCUGGCAGGGGCCAAUAGGGCCUCUGGAGUGCAGUGGCGUGAUCUCGGCUCACUACAGCGUCUGCCUACCGUGUUCAAGCGAUCCUCCCACCUCAGCCUGUUGAGCAACCGGGACCCCAGGUGCACACUCCACCACGCCCAGCUAAUUUUUUUGUGUUUUGGGUAGAGAGGGGGUCUCACUGUGUUGUCCAAGCUGGUCUCGAACUCCUGAUCUAAAGCGAUCUGCCUGCCUUGGCCUCCCAAAGUGCGAGGACUACAGGCGUGAGCCACCGCGCCUGGCCUGAAGCAGUUUUUCCUUAGACUGUAGUUGGAGGGGGUGAGACCACGUGGAGUGGUUGGCAGACAGGCAGGCACCCUUUGAGGCCAAAAGGGCGCUUGAGACAGAGCCAGCAGGCGAGCGGGCCGCCCAGGUCCCUGGCCCCCUGCUGCCAGUAUGAAGGUCCCACCAAGCCUCUGCUCCAACCAGGGGAACCGUCAUGGUUGGGAACAGCCAAGGUGAGGAAUUCUGUGGGUCACACCCCCUGAAAACCACUGGCCUCCGCCGGGCGCGGUGGCUCACGCUUGUUAUCCCAACACUUUGGGAGGCCCAGGCGGGUGGAUCACGAGGUCAGGAGUUCAAGACCAGCCUGGCCAAGAUGGUGAAACCCCGUCUCUACUAAGAAAAAUACAAAAAUUAGCAGUGGCAGCACCUGUCAUCCAAGCUACUUGGGAGGCUGAGGCGGGAGAAUCACGUGAACCCAGCGGGGGCAGAGGUUGCAAUGAACCAAGAUUGCGCCACUGCACUCCAGCCUGGGCGACAGAUUGAGACUCCUUCUCAAAAAAAAAAAAAAGCCACUGGCCUCUGGCUCCCCCUGGCCCAGCCUGGAGAAGGGUCCCUGACCCCCGUCAGACAAGCAGUGCACCCUGCCUCACCUGACACAGAGCCCUCCCACCACAGGGGAAGUGGGAGCUGGGAGCUCCUGGUACAGGCAAGGCCGAGAGUUGGGUUAGGGAGCAGAGGACGGAGCUGAGUGAGUGUCCAGUGUUAGGUGGGUGGGGGUGUUAGUGGAUGGAGGUGUCUGAAGCCUCGCAGGCCUGCGGUCACACCACAGGCUGGGCCUAGCCGCUUGGAGAGCUUUCUGGAUCUGCACAGGAUCUUGUCCCCCACAGACACACACUGUGGGCCUCAAACCCGGGAGCAGGAGGGGCAGGUUGGAGCAGGUCUACCUGCUUGCCCAGCCCCACCUGCACUGGCCCCAAGGUGUCCCUGAUGGAGCUGAGCUGGACCAGCCACAGGUGCAGGGCUGAGUCUGCAGCAGCCCCCUCCCCAUUCCUCUUCCCCUCCCCCAAGUUAGAACAGCAGUAUGGAGGAGGAAGCUGGAAGCCAGGCUUGGCCCUCACGCUGGCGGCAAGUCUAAUGCGUGUGUGUGCACCUGUGUCCACAGGUGGUGUGCCCCCUAGUGUACCCUUGGGUCCCCACCGUAGUCCAAGGUGUCAUGUCUGUGUGUGGGCAUCGCUGGUUCCCGGCACAGCCAAUCCUGGGAAAGUGCAUGUCCCUCAUGGCAUUCGGAGUCAGGGUGGCCAGCCAGGGCCCCACCAGCAAGCCAUAGCAUCAGCCCAAGGGCAGCAGCCAGCCAGGAGGCAGGAACCGCACCCGAAGUUCCUAGGCGUCCCGAGUCUCCUGUGGGCAAGAUCACCCUUGUACCCUCACUGCUGAGCCCUGGAGUGUGGGUGCCCCCAGGUGGUCUGUUGCUGCUCCGCUACUCCGCAGCAGCCCCCAACCCUGUGUGCCCACCCAGGGUGCCGCCAUCUCCUCCCCUGCAAGAGGCCAGCCUCUGCUCCGCGCCUCUCUAUCCCCAGCAGGUGGGAAAGGGUGCUUCCAGGGUACUGCUAUCUCCCCCGCUCCAAGAGGCCAGCCUCUGCUCCCCGCCUCUCUACCCCUGGCUGGUGGGAAAGGGUGCUCCUCAGGCCCUGUUUAGGGCUGACAUUGGGCCAGGUGACAGGACACCUGGGCAUGAUUGGGCAGCUAUUGGGGAGCCAUGGGCAGAGCACCUGAGGUCUGCAGUCAGCAGCCCAGUCCGGGUGAUGCCUCCUGGGAAGGGGCCCAGACUUGGGGGUAACGGCGUCACUGAUGUGGGUCCCUGGCCCCACUGUGGGGUGUCCAGGGUUGUGCCUAUUGGACCGCCCGCCUCACCAUCCCACGCUACUGAGCCUCCUUCCUCAGCCAUUGUCCAGCUUCGUGUCAAGUCCUGGCGUGGGGCUCACCGCCUGCCCCUUGACCGUGGAGUUCGGACGCGUCUCACAGUGAGUGCCCCAGCAGAGCAGGGUUGGGUGCUGAGCAUCAGCAGCUCUGCCAGAGCAAGUGGCAAUUCCCUGGAACCUGGGGUCUUGCCUUUGUUUGGAGACCGAGAGACUCACAGUGUGGGAGGGUCACAGGACAUGUCAUCAGCAGUGAAAAGGUUUUGUUCCGUUUCCUGCCUUCAGAACUUGCACGUGCUGGAAUCCAAGGAUGGGUGGGAGAGGGGCCGUUCCUGGAGAUGUCUGCCCUUCGGGGCUGGCCCAUGCCACAGGACCUCCCAUCACCCCUGCUGCCUUGGUUGGUGAAUUCGGGGCAUGCUGAGCCUUUCCCUUGCAGCCUUUGCACUUGCUACUCUUCCCUCCGCUUAUCAAACUCCUAACCAUCCCUCGAAGUCCAUGGGCACCAGAAGCACCGCCUCAGAGACUCACAGACUCAGAUGUACAGAUGUCCCUCAGUAUCCAUGCGGAAUUGAUUCCAGGACCCCUGCAGAUGCUCAAGUCCCUGCUAUAAAAUAGUGUAGUGUUUGGCCAGGCAUGGUGGCUCACGCCUGUAAUCCCAGCACUUUGGGAGGCCAAGGCGGGUGGAUCACCUGAGGUCAGGAGUUUGAGACCAGCCUGGCCAACAUGGUGAAACCCCAUCUCUACUAAAAAUACAAAAAUUAGCUGGGCGUGGUGGUGGGAACCUGUAAUCCCAGCUACUCAGUAGGCUGAGGGAGGUGAAUUACUUGAACCCAGGAAGCGGAGGUUGCAGUUAUCCAAGAUUGCGCCACUGCACUCCAGCCUGGGCGACAGAGCAAGACUUGGUCUCAAAAAAAAAAGGGCGGGGGGCUGUGCGCAGUGGCUCACACCUGUAAUCCCAACAGUUUGGGAGGCUGAGGCGGGGGGAUCACGAGGUCAGGAGUUCGAAACCAGCCUGAAACCCCGUCUCUACUAAAAAUACAAAAAAUUAGCCGGGCAUGGUGGCGUGCCUGUAAUCCCAGCUACUUAGGAGGCUGAGGCAGGAGAAUCGCUUAAACCCAGGAGGCGGAGGUUGCAGUGAGCAGAGAUCAUGCCAUUGCACUCUAGCCUGGGCGACAGAGCAAGACUCCAUCUCAAAAAAAAAAAAAUGGUGUAGUGUUUGCAUAUAACCUACACGUGUCCUUCUGUGUACUUUAACUCAUUUCUAGAUUACUUAUAAUACCUAAUACAAUGUAACUGCUGUGGGAAGAGUUGCUAUAUUGUGUUGUUUAGGAAAUAACAAGAAAAAAAAAAGCACAACCA